UUGCCGCCACGCUCGAUUUCAAAGAAAACCCACGUCUGAGAUUCACGAUGGAUUCGUCGAACGAAAUCAAAAGAACCACCAAAUGAACGGGGCGUUAAAUUGAUAAUGAAAUAGGCCGGGUAAUCUCAUUAUAUAACAAUUCGUUUAAUUCAGUGUUUAUUCGCUGAUAAUCCAUUAACCACGCUAGUUGAUUAUCGCGCGGCAUUAUGGACACUUGUGGCUCGCCUCAGAGACUGGCACUCAUUAAUAUAUAAACGCCCAAUAAAAGAAGGAGAAGGAGCCGUCCGCCCUGCGUUGCUUUAAGCUGAAAGCGAUUCGGCUGCCGCACGUUUUCACUCUGCCUCUCCCGUCGCGUCGGCAAAUCGGCGGAGUGCCCUGCGCCCGUGACGAGCCGCUGACUCUGCCGCCCCGACCGCACCACUGAGAGAGACCCGGUAAGAAAAGAGAGAGGAGGAAUAAAACAGCCCCACAGAGCGGAGCAGCCGUGCAAGGUGACGCCUCAUCCGGCGGCGCGCGCUCAGCAUCCCAUUCGGCGUUACGGAGACAGGCGCGAGGCUGGGAAAAUGGAGGUUCCGCGCACGGGACACAGCGCGAGCAGCCCGACGAGCCCGUGCGAGGACAUGAUCAAGAACCUGAGUCUGGAAGCCAUUCAGCUCUGCGACAGGGAAGGAAAUAAAUCACAGGAUAGCGGGAUUGCAGAGAUGGAAGAGCUUCCCGUCCCACAGAAUAUCAAAAUAAACAACAUCACGUGUGACUCCUUCAAGAUAUCCUGGGACAUGGACUCUAAAGCCAAGGAGCGCAUCACGCAUUACUUCAUCGAUCUCAACAAGAAGGAGAACAAGAACUCAAAUAAAUUCAAACACAAGGACGUCCCGACAAAGCUGGUGGCCAAGGCUGUCCCUCUUCCCAUGACCGUCCGGGGGCACUGGUUCCUGAGCCCACGCACCGAGUACACUGUGGCCGUCCAGACGGCUGCCAAGCAGAGUGACGGAGACUACGCCGUUUCGGAGUGGAGUGAGAUCAUUGAGUUCUGCACUGCAGAUUACUCCACGGUCCAUCUCACGCAGUUGCUAGAGAAGGCCGAGGUGAUCGCGGGGAGGAUGCUGAAGUUCUCCGUGUUUUAUCGCAACCAGCAGAAGGAGUACUUUGACCAUGCCAGGCAGGCCCAAAACAACAAGAUGCUCCCAUCCGUGAAGGACAACAGCGGCAGUCACGGCUCUCCCAUAAGCGGCAAGCUGGAGGGCGUCUUCUUCAGCUGCAACACCGAGUUCAACACCGGCAAGCCCCCUCAGGACUCCCCCUAUGGGAGGUACCGCUUCGAGGUGCAGGCUGAAGUCCUGUUCAACACAAAGACCAACCUGUACUUCGGGGACUUCUACUGCAUGUACACGGCCUACCACUACGUCAUCCUGGUGUUGGCCCCCGACGGUUCGCCGGGCGACGAGUUCUGCAAGCAGCGACUUCCCGCACUGGACAUCGCCGACAACAGGUUCCUGACCUGCACUGAGGAAGAUGGCCAGCUGGUGUUCCACCACGCCCAGGACGUCAUCCUGGAGGUCAUCUACACCGACCCGGUGGACCUGUCCCUGGGGACUGUCGCCGAGAUCAGCGGGCACCAGCUCAUGAGCUUGUCCACGGUCAACGCCAAGAAAGAUCCCAGCUGCAAGACCUGCAACAUCAGCGUGGGCCGCUAAACCCCCCCCCCCCCGCCCAGCCGUCACCCUCGGGAAACAUCCUCCAGAGAUUGUCUAACCCCUUUAAUGUCCAGUCAGCCCCAGACUUCAUAAACAGCAUGCAUUCACAGCUUUCAACCAAACAGCCGUCUAUUCAUUUGCCCGUUUUAUUUAGCUUUUUUUCUUUUCUUUUCAUUUAACAAACACCUGUUCUGGGUAAAUGUGUUCCUAUUUUUCUAUCUUUUAUGGAGGUAUUUGUGAAGUCCCUGCCAAGUCAAACAGUAACUCUGCUUUUUCCUCCCUGGCUAUGAUACUUAUAACAGAAAAUACUGCGAUAUUAGAGCUGCGAUGUAAUGUUUGCCAAGGGUAAUAAAAACUGAUCAAACCGCUGUAGUAAAGCAAUGGUAACAGCUUCUAAAAGGAAUUACACAAAUCCGUAUUAACAUUAUCUUGUGAUUAAAUUAUAAUUACCGGAUAAUAUAUGAGCAUGAUAGGUUGUACCUGCAGCAUGAAUUUAACAAACAAAACCUAGAAAUGUGACAACCUCCGCCAUGUUGUUCUGCAGUGUUAAAUGUUAUUUAUUCUAGAAACCAUAUACUGUGUUAAAACAUAAUAAAUGUGAUAUAAAAAUAUUUAUUUUUACUGUUGUAUACAAAACAGAGAAACCGGAAGGAGAGAGGAAAGCAGGGGAUAGGCCGAUGGGGAGGAACAGCAGCAGCAGGCACAAUUUGCGGUAAAGAAAUAAGCUACCGCUAACAUUAAUAAACUAGCUAAACGCUAACAUUCCUUUUCAGCAGAUGUAACCAUAAAGCAACACAAUCCAGACGGUGGCCGAUCUAAUAUCGCAUUUCGUACAGUUGCAGCACAGUAGACUUAAAUAGCCUUGUACUGGACGGCAUGCAGAAACGACAACAUGGCUCACAGUUACAGCUCAUCAGCAUAUUCGACUUAAAAAAAAAAAAUUUUAAAAAAUAAAUAAAAAGACUCACGGCUGUGUACAUUUCAAAGAGAAGUUUGCGAGUGCACUUGGCGCAGGGUUUCCCAAAAGGAAUCACGUCCAAGGCAAAGUUUUACUGGGAAAUUCACGGAAUGGUGACCACUUUUCAGUCCACGGUUGAAGGACGGGGGUUACAUUAUUAGGGUUUAAAACUUUUGUUUUCUGUGUUGGGCUCACUUCUUCAUCCCAUACGCCUGUAUCAUGUCAUUUGUACAUUUCUCUCAAGCUGAAAGUGGCUUCGCACGCCCCGAAGUUCACGUGCAUGAUAUAUGUAGGCUUUUUUGGAAACUGUAGCAGAAGGAUGUUGUAGAAUUGUGAUGACUGGAGGCUGUCUCCACUGCAGAAGAGCUUAAAGAGUGGUCUGCAUAUUGAAUUUCAAACACUGUAAGUUUCAGUCUUAGUCACUGGUCCCAGAAACACUGUAAAACCCAAAACCAGACAUGAGAAAAACUGCAUAUUAUUCUGACUUUGGUUUAAAAAAAUCUCUUCAGUAAAUAUAAAGUGCCAUAUUUUAGCAUAGAAUUGACUUUCCCUAAUAUCUGUUUCUGUCUCUAAAAUCUUUGUUUUUCCAAAUAAAAUAGCGUUAAACAACAA
Molecule: messenger RNA, 3264 nt
Organism: Paramormyrops kingsleyae
Lineage: Eukaryota; Metazoa; Chordata; Actinopteri; Osteoglossiformes; Mormyridae
Source: RefSeq, a predicted model, not a curated record